AUGGACGCGAGAGAGAAGACGUUCGUCCUCGCCGAAGGCGUCAAUGCGACUAUCGUGGGUCCCCUCGUGAGCGUCCCCGGCUGGGACGCCGUCGCCUGCGCGGAUUCGUGCGUCAGGAACGCGAACUGCUCGGUGUUUUCGAUGGAGACUGGGCCCGGCGCCACGGUCUGCCAACUGGGGAGCGACGCCUCCACCUUCCUGGCGAAUCCCGCCGGCAUGUCUGCUGCUCUCUAUUAUGACAGGAACCUCGUCCCACCCGGUUACGAAUUUGCGACGAUCACGACCGAGAUGCAUUUCCUGAAGCCUGUGAGCGGGAUGCAGGAUUAUCAGACCGGGUUGGCCGCAUGCCAGACCGACGGCUCGACCACUCACCUCGUCCAGGACGACAAGGGCCUGGAUUGGCACGACUUCAUCUUGCAGUACGCCGCGUCGAAACUCGGAGCGAGUACCGUCUUCUGGUUGGGAGGCGACGACCUCGACGGGGAUCUGGUCUACAAAUGGAACGACGGAACGGCGGUGUCGGCUUCGGUGCAGGACUUCUGGUAUACCGGGCAGCCAUCAUAUGGGUACGGAGAAACCUUGGAGCAAUGCAUGGUCAUUCACUGGGAAAGCGAAGGCGUAGUCGACGAGUGGAACGACGGGGUCUGCUCCGAACUCAAGGGCGUCAUCUGCGAGAAACGCCUGCCGUGAUCCUCAUCCAGAUCAUCUCGAUGGCAUUUCCUGCCACUUUGGCAGUCUCGAAUGGCCUGCGAUUUUCUUGCUGUAAUCGUUUUUUCGCAUCGUCCUGCACGUGAAGCAGCUUACACACACGUAACAUUGAGAAUACCGAUCUACGCAGGAUGGCACCGAUUUCGCACACAAAUUCGCGUUCACCUCGAGUUCAUGAUCUGCCACGUUUUGCUGUUAAAAGACCCACAGAUUUCUGGAUCAAGUGCUUUUGCAAGAUUUUCUCUGCCAAUUUUCAUCCACGUUUCCUCUAAACGGGUGCAAUUUCUUUCUAGUCUUUGUUGCGGGAUUGGAUAUAGGAAAG
This is a messenger RNA of Darwinula stevensoni, 1030 nucleotides long. The record is from the annotation of a GenBank genome assembly. Lineage: Eukaryota; Metazoa; Arthropoda; Ostracoda; Podocopida; Darwinulidae.